Knipowitschia caucasica is the source of this 1116-nucleotide messenger RNA. Lineage: Eukaryota; Metazoa; Chordata; Actinopteri; Gobiiformes; Gobiidae. The record is from the annotation of a GenBank genome assembly.
AUGCAGGUGUCCAUCGCAUGUAACAUGGGGGGCGGGUCCAGAGACUGCGGAGGGGGCGGAGCCAUAGGAGAUUACGCACUAAAGGAGCGUCGAGCGGCGGCUAAUGCGGCUAAUGCUAACACCCGAACAAGGGUGGAGCCAUUCAGGCCACUGGGACACGCCCACAUGAAUGAGGCACCUGGUCACCAUAGCGACAUGAUGUACAGGACGCUGGGUAAAUCCGGGCUGCGUGUGUCCUGUCUGGGUCUGGGGGCGUGUGAGACCUUUGGCUCUCAGAUCUCAGACCAGGAGGCGGAGCAAGUGCUGACUCUGGCCUAUGAGAGCGGAGUGAAUCUGUUCGACACCACAGAGGUGUACGCGAGAGGACGAGCAGAGAGCACUCUGGGGUCCAUCCUGAAGAAGAAGUCCUGGAGCCGUUCCAGUUAUGUGGUCACCAUCAAGAUCUACUGGGGUGGAGUUGCAGAGACGGAGAGAGGUCUGUCGCGCAAACACAUUGUGGAAGGACUCAGGAGCGCCCUCCGCAGGCUACAGCUGGAUUACGUUGACAUUGUGUUUGCGAAUCGCAGCGAUGUCAGUGGUCCAAUAGAAGAGGUGGUCAGAACCAUGUCGUUCCUCAUUGAUCAGGGUUUGUCCAUGUACUGGGGAACGUCCCGCUGGAGUCCCGUUGAGAUCAUGGAGGCAUACUCUGUGGCUCGUCAGUUGAACCUUGUGGCUCCUGUUUGUGAACAGACUGAAUAUCACUAUUUCUACAGAGACAAAGUGGAGCUGCAGCUGCCCCAACUCUACCACCAGAUAGGCGUGGGAGCGGUCACAUGGGUACCUCUCAUCACCAGGAAACACCUGGAGGACCCCAGUGUGAAGGAGCCUGUCUGCGCUGAGGCCCAGAAACAACUGUCUAAGAUCAGAGACCUCCAACAUGUGGCCCAACGACUGAACUGCACUCCUGCUCAGCUGGCCAUUGCUUGGUGUCUGCGCAGUGGGGGCGUGGCCUCUGUGCUGAUGGGCGUGGCCAACACUGAACAGCUGCGGGAGAACCUGCUGUCAAUCAGGGUACAUGGCUCCUCCCCUUUUCUAUCAGACAUGCGGACACCCCCCUACACCCCUCCACAGAUUUGA